Messenger RNA from Fragaria vesca subsp. vesca, 1714 nucleotides. RefSeq names its product cytochrome P450 82A3-like. The record is from RefSeq and is a predicted model, not a curated record. Bases 1 to 1617 code for a protein of 538 amino acids. The transcript is spliced from 2 exons. Lineage: Eukaryota; Viridiplantae; Streptophyta; Magnoliopsida; Rosales; Rosaceae. Gene Ontology annotation, biological process: defense response to other organism. Gene Ontology annotation, molecular function: iron ion binding; monooxygenase activity; heme binding.
AUGGAGUUCACUCUUCAAUAUCUCAGUUCUUCUCCAUCUACCAUACUUGGCUUUUUAUUGUUUAUUUUCUCUCUAUUGCUAUGGAUAACAAAGGCUUCCAACACAAACGUAGCCACAAAGAAGGGAGCACCGGAAGCAGCCGGUGCCUGGCCAUUAGUUGGUCACCUUCCUCUCUUAGGCGGCUCUCUUCCGCCGCAUAUAACUUUGGGCAACAUGGCUGACAAGUAUGGACCGGUCUUCACAAUCAAACUCGGGGUGCACCGAUCUCUUAUUGUGAGCAGUUGGGACAUGGCCAAAGAGUGUCUCACCACCAACGACAGAGUCUUUGCUAAUCGCCCGAAGCUAUUAGUCUCAGAGGUUAUGGGCUACAACUACGCCAUGUUUGGGUUCAGUCCCUAUGGUCCUUACUGGCGCCAGAUGCGCAAGGUAGCCACCCUGGAGCUUCUCUCGAACCACCGCUUGGAGUCCCUCAAUCACGUUCGUGAAUCGGAAGUGAAGACCUGUAUUAAGAACAUUUACAAUUUGUGGAAGCAAAACAAGAACUCAGAUCAUGUGUUGGUGGACAUGAAGAGGUGGUUCGGAGACGUAACGGUGAGCACCAUGUUUAGGAUGGUUGUAGGGAAGCGGCGCCUACUUGAGACUAGCUCGGAGCGUGAGAAGGAAGAGAACGAAAGGUAUCGAAAGGCGACGAGGGAGUUUUUCAGAUUGACAGGUGAAUUUGUGACGGCGGAUGCAGUGCCUUUUCUUAGGUGGUUGGAUUUGGGCGGGCAUGAGAAGGCAAUGAAGAAGACGGCAAAGGAACUAGAUGAUGUUCUGGAACGAUGGUUGGAAGAGCAUAAGCUAAAACGAAGUAGUAUCAAUUCUACUUCUACUUCUCACGAGCCUGACGAUUUCAUGGAUAUGAUGCUGUCUGUUCUCGAUGAUAGUAUACUGGAGUUUCGUGGGUACACUACUGCUGAUACCAUCAACAAAGCUACUUGCCUGGCUCUUAUAUUAGGGGGAACAGACACAACAACAGUAACAUUAACAUGGGCUCUUUCAUUACUAGUGAACAACCCUGCAGUCUUGAAGAAGGCUCAAAAUGAAUUAGACGCAAAAGUUGGCCGGAAUAGACAAGUGAAUGAAUCAGACGUGAAGAACCUCAUGUAUCUCCAAGCCGUCAUCAAAGAAACCUUGCGCUUAUACCCUGCUGUACCACUCCUCGCACCCCAUGAAUCCACAGAAGAUUGCACCGUAGGUAAUUACCGUGUACCUGCCAAGACACGUUUAAUCGUCAAUGUUUGGAAGCUUCACCGGGAUCCGAAUGUCUGGCAAGAUCCCUGCAUUUUCCGACCUGAAAGGUUCCUUUCAUGCCUUGGAGAUUUUGAUGUUAGGGGUCAGAAUUUUGAGCUCAUGCCGUUUGGAAGUGGUAGAAGAAUAUGUCCAGGAAUUUCUUUGGCUCUUCAAGUUAUUGAACUCACUCUAGCUCAUCUAUUGCAUGGGUAUGAAAUUACAGCCCCGUUAGAUGAACCGGUCGAUAUGAGUGAGACUGUUGGGUUAACAAACAUGAAGGCCACACCAUUACAAGUCCUUCUCAAACCACGCCUUCAUGCUGACAUUUAUGAAUAUAUGGUCUGAACAGAAUAAGAACCUUGGUCUCGAAUAUCUUUGAAAUUUGACUGUAUGCUAUUAUUGAUUGAUAAUUCAAACCUUUACAUACUGUCUUACUCUCAUC